Molecule: messenger RNA, 591 nt
Organism: Oppiella nova
Lineage: Eukaryota; Metazoa; Arthropoda; Arachnida; Sarcoptiformes; Oppiidae
Source: the annotation of a GenBank genome assembly
GGACGGACUGUCAUCUGUACUAUACAUCAGCCCUCGUCUCCAGUCUUUCAACUCUUCGACAGUCUAUUACUUAUGGCCGACGGAAGGGUAGCUUUCAUGGGGUCCAUCGGCGAAGCAAAAGAUUUCUUUUCAUCGCAAGGAUUAGGAAUAUGCGACAAUUUUCUCGAAAGGAGUGUAAAUACAAUUAACCCUGGAUAUAAUGUGGAUAAUAUGUUUGCAUUAAACUUGUCAACUCUGGGGUCGGGCUACAGGGCUGGUUAUUGGCAACAACUGGUUACUUGUUUGGCAGUAUUCGUUGGGGUACUCUACUACGGACAGGGAUAUGACUACUCCAACGUCGAUAAUAUCAAAGGGGCUCUUAAUGUAAUAGUACUGCAAACUAUAAUGACACAGCCAUUGGUCGCUCUAACUACAUUAAUAGGAGAGGAAGCCUUACUUUGUAGGGAACACCACAACCGUACGUACGCUAUGUUCCCAUAUAUGUUGGCGACCAUUAUUACACAGGUUCAGUUUAACUACUUUGAUCAACAGACUGACCAAUUGUACACCAUUGGGGUGUAUAGUAUACUAUUUAGGAACAAAAUUAUAUGA